This is a messenger RNA of Camelina sativa (false flax), 702 nucleotides long. RefSeq names its product pectinesterase inhibitor 12. Gene Ontology annotation, molecular function: enzyme inhibitor activity. The record is from RefSeq and is a predicted model, not a curated record. Lineage: Eukaryota; Viridiplantae; Streptophyta; Magnoliopsida; Brassicales; Brassicaceae.
UGCUUUCCAUAAAAGAAAAAAAGAAGCAAAAUGAAGUUCUUGAUUUACUUUGUUGUGCUAUUUUUCCUAUCAAAUGGUUAUACAGCCAACAGAGUUGCAGAUUCUCUGAUUCGUGAUUCUUGCAAGAAAUCUUCAAAAUCUUCAAAACAAUCGGAACCACAUUACUACAAUUUCUGCAUCGCAUCUAUCAGUGAAAAUCCGGAGAGUCAAAAAGCAAAAAAUAUCGAUGAGUUGACCAUGGUAGGAGUGAAAAACGCUAUUUCGAACAUGACGAAUGUGAAAGGAAUUGUGGAGAAGAUUUUGAAGGAAAGAAAUAAAAAGAGUAAAUUAAGUGACAAGAUGUUGCGCGAGUGCCUUAAACUUUAUUCUCAGGGACAUGAGUUGUUAACCAAAUCUUUAGAGUACAUUACAUUGCGGGAUUUCGAUAAAGUCCACAAUAGUCUUCGUAAUGCAAGAGUUGUUCCGAGAGAGUGUGAAAUGGGAUUUAACGACGAUAAUAAACAGAAAUCUCCGGUGACGAAAGAGAACGAUGUUCUUUUUGACAUUGUUAACAUUGCUCAGUCUUUUAAUUACAAUGCUCAUAUAAAUCCGUACAAAGUAUAGUGCAUGUGUAGCCGAACAGUCCGUCAUAUACUCUAGGGUGAUAAUGUGUGUGUUUUUUGUUUUUCUUUUAGUGAUUUAUAAAAUAAUGAAUUGAUGAAA